AUGGCUACUCCAGGACUCUCUGAUAUCGAGGCCCUUCUCGAGGAAGCUGCACCGGCUGCGGCCGCUCUCGACCGGGAGAAAAAUUCCAGCUCCGUCAAGAACGAACAUCGAGACGGCACCCGUGGCCGCGACCGCGAUCGAGAUCACCGUCGCGAUCGUAGCCGUAGCAAGGUCAAGAAGGAAGACGGCGAUGUCGAAAUGAAAGACACUCCUCAGAGCGGUGUCUUCGGGGCAUCAACCCGGAUCGACACUAUCAGCCCCGUGGUGGCCGUCGUGAUCGAGAUAGAGAUUAUCCUCGGGAUCGAGAUAAUCGUUACAACCGCGGAGGACGCUAUGGCCGACCUCUCUGAGAUGGGUGGACGCCAAGUACCCUCGCACGGAGUAGCCUCGGAGCUGCUUCGUGCGAGGGUGCUUGCGUCGAAGCGCACAGUUUUCGUCCAGCAGCUGGCCGCCCGCCUUGAGACUAGGCACCUGUUCGAUUUCUUCAACAAAGUCGGCCGAGUCAAGGAGGCCCAGAUUGUGAAGGACCACGUCUCGGGAUGUUUGAAAUGUGUUGGUUACGUCGAAUUUUACGACGAGGAGUCUGUCGCGGCCGCAAUUGAGCUCACAUGCCACAAGCUGAAGGGUGUUCCAAUCAUUGCGCAACAUACGGAAGCCGAGAAGAAUUGCCAGGCCCUGAGAGCGGCGUUCCAUUCCACCGUCUCUAUGUCGGCAACGUUCACUUCAGCAUCACCGAGACGGACCUCAACAACGUCUUCACUUGCACAGUAUUCCGCGAUCCUGCCCAAGCCUAAGAACCUCGAGACGAUGCACGGAUUCGAAUUGGCUGGUCGCCCUAUCCGCGUCAGCCUCGGCAACGACAAAUUCACGCCAGAGUCAACCGCCAACCGUGAGCACCAGGGUCGCAAGCUCACUUGGCUAUGGCACAUGUACAAGGGCGAAAUGAAAGCGGGAACCCGGAGUGUACCAAUGGCCAAUGCACCUGGGGAUCCUGGGAGGAGGAUGAGGCUCAGGUGA
Messenger RNA from Mytilinidion resinicola, 1017 nucleotides. RefSeq lists its product as uncharacterized. Gene Ontology annotation, molecular function: RNA binding. The record is from RefSeq and is a predicted model, not a curated record. NCBI's taxonomy places the organism in Eukaryota, Fungi, Ascomycota, Dothideomycetes, Mytilinidiales, Mytilinidiaceae. The transcript has 4 exons. Gene Ontology annotation, cellular component: nucleus. The coding region runs from base 1 to 1017 and encodes 338 amino acids. Gene Ontology annotation, biological process: mRNA processing.